Molecule: messenger RNA, 2316 nt
Organism: Solanum tuberosum (potato)
Lineage: Eukaryota; Viridiplantae; Streptophyta; Magnoliopsida; Solanales; Solanaceae
Exons: 6
Coding region: 206-1801 (531 amino acids)
Biological process (GO): mRNA catabolic process
Molecular function (GO): mRNA binding; demethylase activity
Source: RefSeq, a predicted model, not a curated record
GGAGAUGGAAAAUCAUAUUUUCUAGUAAUGAGGGUAUGCUUAGGAAACUUCAACCGCUUAAUUUUCUUUUACUUAUAUGAAUUGACAAAACACCCCUCUAAAUUUCUUUGGAAUUACACCAACAUCUUAUUCUCAAAGCAACUUAACAAUUCGGAAAAAUUGAAUCAUCCACUCGCCUUCAAUAUACCGAGUUGACUCGUCCGCCAUGUCCGACCACCAGCGAACUCGGAAGGACGAUCCCUUCCUUCUCAAUUACAACUCCGAUGAACUCCGUAUCGCCUCCGAGUUUCUCUCCAAUUGGCUCCCCUUUCUCUCCCGUGACCUUUGCCGCUCCUGCACCCAGACCCUCUCCGAUCGCAUCCGAUCCCUCAAUUUUAAAGUUAGUGGUAAUGCAGAAUGCUUGAAGCAACCAAAGAAUGUGAGUGUUUUGACUUGUGAUUCGGAUGGAUGCAAUGGGAGUCAAGAAAAUUGUGACAACAAUUCGCUUGGAAGUUGGAAUGAUUACGGUGACUUGAAUGAUAAUGCAGAUACAAACUCAUUGGGGAGUUGGAAAGAUGGGGCUGGUGGGGAGCCCUUUGAGGAGCUUUCUGUGGACAGAAAUUCAUCUGACAGUUGUAUAGAUGGCGCAGAUUCUCAAUCUCAACCUGUUGGAGAGGCAUCUACAAGUGAAGCAUUCAACUCAUCCUUACCUGUGACUACCCCAAAAGUGAAGAUGUCAUGGGCAGAUAUGGCUCAGGAGGAUGAACUUCAAGCUGAGGAAGUGAAUGAGUCAAUUGCCUUGAGAAGUCAGGUGAAUGGUGUGGCUGAACAGGAAAUUACUACUCCGGAGAGUAAGCAAAAAACAGAAUUGUCAAGGGAGCAACGAGAGUACAUUAGAUUCUGUAAUGUGAAGAGGAAAAAGGAUUUCAUAUGUUUGGAGAGGGUGAGCGGGAAAAUUGUGAAUAUACUUGAUGGAUUGGAGCUACAUAAGGGUGUCUUUAGCGCCGCUGAGCAAAUUAGAAUAGUUAAAUAUGUGGAGAAGCUUGACCAGAUGGGGAAGAAUGGGGAACUGAAAGAGAGGACUUAUACUACACCAACAAAGUGGAUGAGGGGCAAAGGACGUGUGACAAUCCAAUUUGGCUGUUGUUACAACUAUGCACCAGAUAAGAGUGGCAAUCCCCCAGGGAUCCUCAAAAGUGGAACUGUUGAUCCAUUGCCUGAUCUUUUGAAGGUCAUGAUUAGAAGGCUUGUAAGGUGGCAUGUGAUGCCUUCAACUUGUGUUCCAGACAGCUGUAUUAUCAACAUUUACGAAGAAGGCGAUUGCAUACCACCACAUAUUGACAAUCAUGAUUUUGUGCGCCCAUUUUGUACUGUUUCAUUCCUUAGCGAGUGCAACAUUGUGUUCGGAUCCAACUUGAAAAUAGUGGGUCCUGGUGAAUUUGCUGGUGCGAUUGCAAUACCGUUGCCAGUGGGAUCUGUACUUGUCUUGAAUGGAAAUGGAGCUGAUGUAGCUAAACACUGUGUGCCAGCUGUGCCUACUAAGAGGAUUUCAAUCACAUUUAGAAGAAUGGAUGAAUCUAAAAGGCCAACUGGAUAUGUUCCCGAGCAUGAUUUACAUGGGUUGCAGCCCUUGUCAUAUGAAGCAGACUCGCAAAAGAAAUCAAGCUCCUCUAGGCCAAGGUUUUCCUCAAGAAAACAGUCAGUGAGACAAGAAGAGGAGAGCAUGGAAAGAGUAAAGAUGCCAAUGAGAAGGCAUUCGGAGCCCCGUUAUCCAGGUCGAUAUCGACGAGGACCUGCAAACAGGCAGUGGUAUGAAAAUUGAAGGCACAUUCUGACUUGUGUAUAUUGAUCAAUCGUCAUCUGCUAAAAUUAUCAACGUUGUUGGUAUUUGGGUCCCCUCUCCUCUCCUUGUCGAGUUGGUGAAGCAUUAAAAUUGUUGGAGAUUGCUUGUUUGCUACUCCAUUUGAUGGAUAUCUUCUAAUAUAGAAGCUUAAUCCUCCCGCUCUUUGAUCUGCAUUCGCAAUAUCGCAAACCAAGGAGGAACAUUCAAGUGGAGAAGAGUGAUCUAGAGCUUGUAGCUCUGAUAUUGUAAUAUGUAUGGUCUUCCAAUUUGCGGUGGGUUAUAAUGACGUGAGGCAGCUAUCAAAUAAUUACUCGUCAGAUUGGAUAAACUCUACUCAAAUAAUACUCCUCUUGAGGAAUGCCCAUCCGUGUGUAUUUUUUAAGCUUACACGAUGUAUAAUUCAUGUCAUUGGUUACACAUUUAAUUAUUUGCCCACAAGCUUUGGUCCUAAGGGUCGUAUUGUUAAUGUAUGUUUUCAAGUUAAGUUGUCUUAA